AAGCCCAAUUUCAAACACCAACUUAAAUUAUGGUUUUUAUAUUUCAUAUUAAAUUUUAAAAUAUAAUAUAUGUGAUUAUUUAUAUGAUUGUACGUAUAAAAUAUUAUUAAUUAUAAGAAAACUUAUUUGAUGGUACGUAUAAAAUACGAUUAAUUAUAUGUUAACACAUAUUUUGUAACCUAUGAUAACACAUAUAUGGAUAUAUAUAUAUAUAUAUAAUAGUGAUUAUGGGUGGGCGUUCGGAUUCGUUUUCGGCUCUUUUUGGGAUUUCGUGUUCAGUUCAGAUCUUUGAGAAUUUGGUUCUGAUUUGGAUAACCAAUUUAAAUAGGUUUAGUUUGAAUAUUUGGAUAGAGAAUUAAUAAUUAUUUAAGUAUUUUUAGAGUUUUGAGUAUUUUUUUAUCUAUUUAAGAUAUUUACGUUUAAUUAUUUGUAUAUAUUUUCAAGCAUUUAUGCAAACUUAAAAGUAUCAUAUAUAUUCUGGAUGUUUUGAUAUAUAUUAAAUAUAAAAAUAAUUAAUAUAUAUAAGUAUAUAAAUCUAUGUUGGAUACCCAAAAUAAUUCGGUUCGGAUCGGAUUAGGUUUCAAUUCUUCAAAUACCAAAAUUUUGAAUAAUUCGGAUAAUCAAUUCUGGUUUGGAUUUAGUACUACUUAUUCGGAUUAGGAUCGGUUCGAUUCUUCAAAUUCGAGUUUUUUACCCAACCCUAAAUAGUGACAUAAAAAACAAAUAGCAUCAUAUUUUUUUUAAAAAUACACCCGCACGGGUGUGCGGGUAAAAAUCUAGUUGUCAUUAUGUUUUAACAUUUCCUUAACUAGAGGUUACCGUUUAGCAGCACAUCAUUUUAUGGUUUGAAUUCUCCAUAGACAAACAUGAGACACAAAGACCAUAAACUAAAAUUAGAGAUAUGAUACUGAAAGUCCCAUGUCCGACUCUAUAGGAUCUUUGAUUCAGUCUUGUGUCUUUACAACCUCUCUUUUUCUCUUCUAUUUUUACUUUUUUCAACUACCAUUUUACUCCUUCAUUUAUUUGUUCUCUUCUCCAUCUUUUCUUUCUUUCUCUCCACAAACAAUACAAUAAAACAGUAAAAAUGGCAUUCGGAAAAGGACGUGGAAACAAACGCACUUCUACAUCGUCCUAUGCAUCGACUAUUACAAUGGUCGUCUUUGUAGCUUUAUGUGUCGUUGGUGUAUGGAUGCUUUCUACCAAUUCCUUUAUUCCGUCACAGAUCACACAAGCUACAACUCGAACGGUCAUCGCAGAGACGGAGAGGAGUGAUGUGUCUGCCUCUUCAAACGGUAACGAAGAACCCGAACCAACAAAACCGGAGUCUGAUGAGCAUCCAACGUUUCAGGACAAUCCAGGAAAGCUUCCAGAUGAUGCCGUAAAGUCUGAAGACGAACAACAAAAGUCAGCAAAAGAGAAGACAAACUCAAAGGCAGGAGAUGAGGGAGAGCGACAGAAUCAAAAACAAGAAACCGAGACACAACAGAACAAUGAGAAAGAGAAUAAGAAGAACGAUGAGGGUCAAGUGAAAGAAGUUGUUAAAGAGUUUGAGAAAGAACAAAAGGAACAACGUGAAGAGGACGCUGGGAGUCAACCAGGUAACAACAAAGGGACACAAGAGCAAGAGAAUGUACAAGGAAAAGACAUGCAGGACGUGAAACAAGGGCAAGAUCAGGAUUCUAAUACUGACGUGACGUAUACAGAUGCGACCAAAGAAGAACUACCUUUGGAGGUGGGGAAGAGAUAUGCUUCACAGAAGUCAAAGGAUCAAGAAAACGGACAGCAACAACAACAACAAGAGGAUCAAAACUCCAAAAAUGAAGAAAACGGGCAACAACAACUAGAUGAUCAAAACUCAAAGAAUGAAGAAAACGGACAGCAACAACAACAAGAGGAUCAAAACUCAAAGAAUCAAGAAAACGGACAGCAACAACAACAAGAGGGUCAAAACUCAAAGAAUGAAGAAAACGGACAACAACAACAACAACAACAACAACAAGAGGAUCAAAACUUAGGGAAGGAAGAGAGCGGACAGCAAAACAUGGAGAACAACAACAUGGUUAAUGAUGAAAACGUGAAGGAGCAGAAGAACAUGAAGGAUGAGAAUGGACAACAAGACGAACAAAGCACAACAAAGGAAGAAAACGUGGAGCAGCAACAAGCAGAGCAAAAAGAUGAGAAAAAACAAGAAGGCGCAGGAGCGAGCGGGUUUGGUUCUGGAAUACCAAAAGAAUCUGCAGAAUCACAGAAGUCAUGGAAGAGUCAAGCAACAGAGUCUAAGGACGAGAAACAAAGACAGACAUCUGAAUCAAACAAUGCAGAUAGUAUAAUGACUGGAAAAGCAUGGGAGUUGUGCAAUGCAACUGCAGCUUAUGAUUAUAUACCAUGCCUAGACAACGAAGAAGCUAUAAAGAAACUGACAAGUAGAGGACAUUUUGAGCAUAGAGAGAGGCAUUGCCCAGAAGACCCACCAACUUGUCUUGUCUCUCUCCCAGAAGGGUAUAAGGAGUCCAUCAAGUGGCCUGAAAGCAGAGACAAGAUAUGGUAUCACAAUGUCCCACACACAAAGCUAGCAGAGGUGAAAGGGCAUCAGAACUGGGUGAAGGUCACUGGCGAGUUCUUGACGUUUCCUGGUGGUGGAACACAGUUCAUCCAUGGAGCUCUUCAUUAUAUAGAUUUUCUUCAGCAGUCUGUAAAAAACAUUGCGUGGGGUAAAAGUACUCGGGUUGUACUGGAUGUUGGAUGUGGGGUGGCGAGCUUUGGUGGUUUCCUCUUUGAAAGAGAUGUUAUAGCAAUGUCUCUUGCACCAAAAGAUGAACAUGAAGCUCAAGUUCAGUUUGCUCUUGAACGGAAGAUUCCAGCAAUCUCUGCGGUGAUGGGCACUAAGCGAUUACCAUUCCCAAGCAGAGUGUUUGACCUUAUCCACUGCGCACGUUGUAGAGUCCCCUGGCACAAUGAUGGUGGCAUGCUUCUUCUGGAACUUAACCGGAUGCUUAGACCAGGAGGUUAUUUUGUGUGGUCAGCAACACCAGUUUACCAGAAGCUUGAAGAAGAUGUCCAAAUAUGGAAAGAAAUGUCCGCACUGACAAAAUCUAUGUGCUGGGAACUUGUGACGAUCAACAAGGAUAAACUCAAUGGUAUUGGUGCUGCCAUCUACCAGAAACCUACUACUAAUGAGUGCUAUGAGAAACGAAAGCACAAGAAGCCUCCUAUGUGUAAAAACAACGAUGAUUCAAAUGCAGCCUGGUAUGUACCGCUACAAGCAUGCAUGCAUAAAGUGCCGACCAAUGUGGUUGAGAGAGGGAGCAAAUGGCCCGUGAGCUGGCCUCGUAGGCUUCAAACACCUCCCUAUUGGCUAAACAGCUCUCAAAUGGGAAUCUAUGGGAAGCCAGCUCCACUAGACUUCACUACAGAUUAUGAACACUGGAAGCACGUUGUUAGCAAAGUAUACAUGAAAGAAAUGGGAAUCAGCUGGUCUAAUGUGAGGAAUGUAAUGGAUAUGCGAGCUGUCUAUGGAGGGUUUGCAGCAGCUCUAAAAGACUUGCAAGUGUGGGUCAUGAAUGUUGUAAACAUAAACUCACCAGAUACAUUACCUAUAAUCUACGAGAGAGGCUUGUUUGGAAUAUAUCAUGACUGGUGUGAAUCUUUUAGCACAUACCCACGAAGCUAUGAUCUCUUGCAUGCAGAUCAUCUCUUCUCCAAGUUGAAAGCAAGGUGCAAUCUUGUUCCAGUAAUGGCAGAAGUGGAUAGAAUAGUUAGACCAGGAGGCAAACUUAUUGUUCGUGAUGAAGCCAAUGUGAUAAGAGAAAUAGAGAAUAUGUUGAAGUCACUGCACUGGGAUGUUCAUCUAACCUUCUCUAAACACCAAGAAGGAAUAUUAAGUGCACAAAAAGGAUUCUGGAGACCAGAUACAUCUCAAACUUCCACCUGAGAAAGAUGGUAAAUCUGCAAACUGAAAUAGCAGAAGCAGCAUUAUAUAUAUUAUACAUUUAUCAACCAUAUCUAUAAGUCUGAACAUUCUUGCUUGUUGCUAGAGUUGGAUAAAGAUUGUCAAGAAUAAGCAAAUAGUGUUGUUAGUCUUGUUAAACUGUAGACUAAUUAGAACAAUUUUUUUCUUCACCUAUGUCAUAUAGAAAAGGAAAGCCCAACCAAUAAAUGAAAUUUGUUUUGUAUGAAAAGUUAUGUACAAUAAUAUAUUAGAACAACGGAAAUAUAAAAGUAAAACCUAAUUUUAUCAAUUUGGUGAUUUUUUUUAAUAUGCGGCAUUUAACUUAAAAACUAAAUAUAUAAAAUCUGACUCAAAACAAAAUUUUACAUAUAACAUUUGUUUCAAAAUGUUCUGAUCAACCAAAUAUGUGCUAUCCUACAAGGUAAUCUCCACUCUAAGACCUUAGGACCAUAGAUAAUGCAAACAUAGCCAAAUUACUCAUCUGUAUAGUGGAAUUCACCUUGCAUCAUAAAGGAAGAUCAUAGAUUACAUAAAUACUAUUAUGAGUAUCUUAUACAUGGUAUAUUUUAUAGGUCUUUAACAUAUUGAGUCUUUUUAAAUUUGGAAUUUUCUUAAAAGCCUAAACUUUUAUCAAAAUUCAAUGGUUCAUCUGUAAUAGUUGAUGAUCGAUGCAUGUUAGAACUUAAAUUGCUAUAUGAAAGAACACAAAUAUUUGAAGUUAACAAAAUAUCAUAUGGUUGAUUAUUAUAUUCAUAUUUGGAUAUUGUUUUAAAGAUAUAGGUACACAUUACAAAAAAAACAAUUAAUUAAAUCGCUCUUAUCUUGAAUGAAAAAUGAUGGUUUGCGAAUCUUAAUGUUUCUUAUUCAUUUGAUAAGAUUUGGUGUAUUACAAGAACAAAUAUGAUUUAUUCCAUUGGGAAAUUCUAACCAUAAGAAUAUUUAGCUCAAUUUCAAGAAUGAAAUCAGUAACAAUAUUCGAAAAUUUCAGGGGAUCAAAAUCAUCAUAGUAAAAGUAAGCUAAAUUUGGAAUAUCAAAAGUUAUGCUUUAUUAUGAGGCCUAUCAAACUAUUUAAAGAAUAAAAUGGCCAAAUUGUGGUAAUCAGACUAAUUAUAACUAGAAAUAUGACAAAAGAUGCUAUUGAGUAUUUAGAGAUCACAAUGACCAAAAUGUAUACAAUCCAAUUUAUUUUAAACCAUACUUACUUGGCUAGGAGGAACAUAGUUGGUUCCAUGUUUAGUUGAUGGCUUUCAAAUGAAUAUAUUUUGAUAUUGCACUUUACUUUAGUCAGAUUAAUCAUAAAUUGUUAGGUUUGUUAUGUUUUGGUUGGACUAAACUCAAUUUGAUAUACUUUGUUCCACGAUAGCAUACAUGUACCAAUUUUGAGUAAUAUUAUUUUGGUUUAUAUUCUAAUUUCUUAUUUGAUAUAAAAAAAUCUAAACAUUUGUAAAUGAUAUCCAAGACUCCAACGAUAUUGCAAGAUGUCAAAAUUAACUGAUCAUUUGUCGUUGAUGUUUAUUUGUUAAAGUGAAUCUGAAAACAUCAAAACUAACAAAAAUAAUAUAUUACAAAGUUAAGACUUUAUUGUUCAUGCUUUAUCAUCAACCGAUUGGUAUUGAAAAACUUUUUGUGUAUCAAAACGAUAAUCCGCGAUCGGAAAGCACGAGUUUUUUAGAUUAUAUUAUAAUACAAAAUCUUAUUAUAUCGAAAAAUAUAAAUUUUAACAGUUAUAUAAUCUACGAAUUAUUUUUUUGAGAUUUUAUAUGCACACUUUUACGUAAGUUUUUUUUAGGCAUAAGAAUUAUAUUCGGAU
This is a messenger RNA of Brassica rapa (field mustard), 5760 nucleotides long. Its product is annotated as probable methyltransferase PMT27. Gene Ontology annotation, molecular function: methyltransferase activity. NCBI's taxonomy places the organism in Eukaryota, Viridiplantae, Streptophyta, Magnoliopsida, Brassicales, Brassicaceae. Gene Ontology annotation, cellular component: cytoplasm; endosome; trans-Golgi network. The record is from RefSeq and is a predicted model, not a curated record.